Verticillium dahliae VdLs.17 is the source of this 645-nucleotide messenger RNA. RefSeq lists its product as uncharacterized. The record is from RefSeq and is a predicted model, not a curated record. Lineage: Eukaryota; Fungi; Ascomycota; Sordariomycetes; Glomerellales; Plectosphaerellaceae. The transcript has 2 exons. The coding region runs from base 1 to 645 and encodes 214 amino acids.
AUGCAGUCAAGACGCAAGCCGGCCGAAAACGGCAUCAAGAUUCAUCGACCAGCAGGUUUUGCGUGCCCCCCCCCCCCAUGGCGGACCGGCCCAUUCCCCACGGGGCGUGGCAUGCUACGUAGCGCCGGCACUGACCCGCUCUCGCUCUGCCUUACGAGGCGGCCCGGAAGCGGGGGCGGCCGCUGCCGAUCUUUUCGUGAUCCCGCGAAUUGCGGGGCCGCCGUCGCGCGAUCCUUCUGCAGUACAGGCGUCUGGGAGGAACUUCCGUGUCUGGGCAUGCGGGGUGCUGGAGGCACGCGCUGCGGCGGCCGUGUCAGAUUGGCACUUUUGUCAGUUUCGUCUGUCAAGCGGGUCGGGGGGCCUGUGCUGGGUGGUCGGAGAAUGUCCGAGGCCGCGGAAAACAAGGUGGCAGGGGGCGCUCUGGCUGCAGCGGACGGCCUCGCUGUUGCCUGUGGCGAGUCGUGCUCAGCCCGGAGUUUGGGCCGCGGAGUUUGCGGUGACUCUCUGUAUCAAGAGAGGAAUUCAGGAUGGAACCAGGCCUCGGACAGCUCCGUAUGGGUCUACAUGUACGCUACAUCACAUCGUAAGGAGCUUGUCGUAAACAUGGGCACGAAAAGGCAAAAGGGAAAACAGGCCACGAUGUGA